UGCUUCAAAUACAGCUCUCGAAAACCCAUGUUUGGAUUCCUUGACAUCAGCAAUGGACAAGGAUCAAAUUUCGCAAGGUAACAGUACCCCAACCGUUAACUACUAUCGCGAACCCGUUUCAGAUCACUACACAGGCUACGAGGAAGUAGCGUUUCACAUUGAAUAUGGCAAGAUCUACAGCAAAUCUGCUGGUAUGAACGUUCACGCAAGGCUUGUACACAACUUUGGCCAAUUUCCAGUGUCUUCUCCAGUGGCUAGCUUACCCACGGAUUCCGAUCAUUACGAUCUUGAAAAGAUCAACACUCAUCACAACUCUGAGCUGUGUUCUGAGAUAGCUUGUCAACUUAAAUCUGACUUUCCGGAACCAGAAGAUACACUCUGCGAAGAAAGUGAAAAGUCACUUGAUCGCCAGACCGAUAGGCUUGAUCGCGAACAUUCAGAUCCUGGAGAAAAGCAAUAUAGAUGUAAGCAGUGCGAUAAAUCUGUUUCUACUCCGUCUUGCCUAACUUCUCAUCAAUGUACACAUCCAGAAGAGAAAUCGUUCAAGUGUAACGUGUGUGACAAAAUGUUCACCACGCAACAUAAUCUUACCCAACAUGCACGACUUCACUCAGUAUGCAAAGCGUUUUCGUGCAAGUACUGCGCAAAGCCGUUCGGUGACAAACAUGGCCUACAUGUUCAUGAACGUAUCCAUAACGGGGAGAAGCCGUUCAGGUGUGGUUCCUGCGAUCGAAUGUUUCGCCGUAAUACCCAUCUUAGAGUUCAUGAACGUAGCCAUACUGGAGAGAGACCAUAUAAGUGCAAAUCGUGCGAGAAGUCAUUCACGACAAAAUCAAAGCUCACCGUGCAUCGACGCAUCCAUACUGGAGAGAGACCAUACAAGUGUAAAUCAUGCGAGAAGUCAUGCACGACGAAAUCAGAUCUCACCCGGCAUCGACGCAUCCAUACUGGAGAGAGACCACACAAGUGUAACUGGUGUGACAAGUCAUUCACGACGAAAUCAAAUCUCACAGUGCAUCAACGCAUCCAUACUGGUGAGAAACCAUACAAGUGUAAAGUAUGUGGCAUGGCAUUUCGGGAAAUGUCAACUCUCAAAUAUCAUCAACGAAUCCAUACUGGAGAGAAACCAUUUUCGUGUAAGGAUUGUGGAAAGUCUUUCACUAAGAAAUCCAGCCUAACACGUCAUGAGAGGAUCCAUCCCGGAGAGAACCUGAUCAAGUACAAGUGAUCGUGACUAGCCUUUCAAUGCGACAAACAGCAUUGAAGACCAUGGAAAUACGAAACACCGAAAACAGAAGUAUCGUUUUCAAGAUUAUGGGAAAUGCUUUUUAGCCUAUCAAAGAGCGUUUUAAACAUUAUUCCUUGUUUAUGCUUCAAACUCUCUAACUCGUUUUCUUAUAGGCAUUUUUUGGUAACUGUUCAGUUAUAGUUAUUGCUCUGUGUGCACCGUCUUAUCCUGAAAUUUCUUCAAACACAUGUACUAUGAUUUUGUUUGCGCUUUUCAUGCAUCGUUCAACGCAAUGCAUAUUGAUGAAAUGUACAAAUUUUUCCUCGUACUUUCCUGUUGUCGUCUUCUUUUUUUCUUGCAUUAUUGUUGUCUACCAUACACGCUGGAUGGGGUGCUUGUAAUUUCCUUCUGGUCAUAUUCAGUCAAUGAGUUAGGAGAAUUUACAGAAUGGAGUUGGACGUCUGUAGAAUUGCGACCUAUGCUAAGCACUGUAAUCUUUAAGUCGUAGUGAAUUCAAGCGGUUUCGUAAACCGUGCUUUUUAUUAUUGAAAAUUUUUAUUAUAAAUAUUAUUAUCGUGAUA
Molecule: messenger RNA, 1809 nt
Organism: Sycon ciliatum
Lineage: Eukaryota; Metazoa; Porifera; Calcarea; Leucosolenida; Sycettidae
Product: zinc finger protein 239-like
Exons: 1
Coding region: 53-1228 (391 amino acids)
Biological process (GO): regulation of transcription by RNA polymerase II
Molecular function (GO): DNA-binding transcription factor activity, RNA polymerase II-specific; RNA polymerase II cis-regulatory region sequence-specific DNA binding
Source: RefSeq, a predicted model, not a curated record